Molecule: messenger RNA, 978 nt
Organism: Trypanosoma theileri
Lineage: Eukaryota; Euglenozoa; Kinetoplastea; Trypanosomatida; Trypanosomatidae
Exons: 1
Coding region: 1-978 (325 amino acids)
Source: RefSeq, a predicted model, not a curated record
AUGGAUCCUGCUAGUCUUUGUCCUGCAGUUAGUGAUGAUGGCGGUAGUUGUCUUACUACUUCUGCUGAGAAGCCCUGCCCUCCUAAUUCUUCCGUUUCAACCGAUGGUCAGCCUUGUUCCCCAGCAUCAGCAAAAGUACCGGAUGCAACUCAACCACAACAGAUAACUACUGGUGAUCCUGGUUCUGGUGGUCAUGGUUCUUCUUCUGAUUCUCUCUCUGAAACUGGGGUUCAUGGAGCUGGUAUCAUUUCUGGUGUUCAACCCCAACAACCUCCUUCACCUCCUACCCUUCCUCAUCAGCAAUCUGCGCCUGGUACCACUUGCACUCCGACUUCUCCUGAUCAUCCUUGUACAACUACACCAGAGGAACUCACUCCAACUAAUCCAGUAAUAACUACUACUGAAGAGGCUGGACAUGGUGCUCUCAUUGAUGCCCCUUCUAAUAAAGAUGGUCAUCUUGCUGCUGCUGCGACUGGUGCUCACGUUACAUUAAGUGAAUCUGCUCCUGGGAUUGGUUCUGGUUCUGGUACUGAUGAUACCUCUUCUUCUUCUUCUUCUUCUUCUGAUCAUUCUACUGCAUCUCCUCCAUCUGCUGCUUCUGCUCCUGCUAGUGAUCCUCAACCUGGAAACAGCGACAACCAUGCAUCCACUGCAGCAGAUAACCAGGGAAGUGCUGAGGGAACACAACCUUCUUCUUCUUCCACCAGCAGUUCAGAGACAGUGAGUUCCGGUAGUUCUGAAGCCACAAUAGUUGGGAAUGGCACUUCAUCUGCAGAAAAUGGUUCAUCAAGUAACCAAGGAGGAAAUGUGAGAAUUACAGAUACUACUACCACCACCACAACAACAACAACACUUCCUCCUGAACUCACAAACAACAAGAAGGGUGAUGCAGACAGCAGCAGCAGUAUCAUCAGUUCUGUGUGGGUGCGUGUGCCACUACUGAUUGUGGUUACAAUGGCCUGUAUUCUUGUGUGCUGA